Tilletiopsis washingtonensis is the source of this 1462-nucleotide messenger RNA. Its product is annotated as isocitrate dehydrogenase NADP-dependent. Gene Ontology annotation, molecular function: NAD binding; isocitrate dehydrogenase (NADP+) activity; magnesium ion binding. Gene Ontology annotation, biological process: isocitrate metabolic process. Gene Ontology annotation, cellular component: mitochondrion. The transcript has 9 exons. The record is from RefSeq and is a predicted model, not a curated record. Bases 138 to 1403 code for a protein of 421 amino acids. Lineage: Eukaryota; Fungi; Basidiomycota; Exobasidiomycetes; Entylomatales.
CCUCGACCCUCGCCCGCGCACCCGCCUCGCGCUCCUCCUCCUCGGCCACUGCCCGCAGCGCCUCGCUCGUCGCUGCUGCCCGUCCGCGCGCCGUCGCCGCCACCUCUGCACAGCUCGCUCGCAGCUUCUCCGUCACCAUGGCGCCUCGCAAGAUCAAGGUCGACAACCCCGUCGUCGAGAUGGACGGCGACGAGAUGACGCGCAUCAUCUGGCACAAGAUCCGUGAGGAGCUCAUCCUGCCGUACGUCGACGUCGAGAUCAAGUACUACGACCUGAGCAUGGAGAACCGCGAUGCCACCGACGACAAGGUCACCGUCGAGGCGGCUGAGGCGGUGAAGAAGUACAGCGUCGGCAUCAAGUGCGCCACGAUUACGCCCGACGAGGCGCGCGUCGAGGAGUUCAAGCUCAAGAAGAUGUGGCUCUCGCCCAACGGCACGAUCCGCAACAUCCUCGGCGGCACGGUCUUCCGCGAGCCGAUUGUGCUGAGCAAGAUCCCGCGCCCCGUGCCCGGCUGGACGAAGCCGAUCUGCAUUGGCCGCCACGCGUUCGGCGACCAGUACCGCUGCCAGAACUUUGCCGUCGACAAGCCGGGCAAGUUCACGAUGACGUUCCAGCCCGCCGACGGCAGCGCCGCGCAGGAGUGGGACAUCUUCAACUUCCCCGAGCGCGGCGGCGUCGGCAUGGCCAUGUACAACACGACGGACUCGAUCGAGGGCUUUGCGCACGCCAGCUUCAAGAUGGCCCUCGAGAAGAACAUGCCGCUGUACAUGAGCACCAAGAACACCAUCCUCAAGGCCUACGACGGACGCUUCAAGGACAUCUUCGAGGCGGUGUACCAGAAGGACUACCGGUCGCAGUUCGAGCAGAAGAAGCUGUGGUACGAGCACCGCCUCAUCGACGACAUGGUCGCGCAGGCCAUCAAGGGCGACGGCGGCUUCGUCUGGGCGUGCAAGAACUACGAUGGUGACGUGCAGUCCGACAUUCUUGCCCAGGGCUUCGGCUCGCUCGGCAUGAUGACCUCGGAGCUGAUCACGCCCGACGGCAAGACGAUGGAGUCUGAGGCCGCGCACGGCACGGUGACGCGCCACUACCGCGAGCACCAGAAGGGCAACGAGACGUCGACGAACUCGGUCGCCUCGAUCUACGCCUGGACGCGCGGCCUGCUCUUCCGCGGCAAGCUCGACGGCAACGAGGAGCUGCAGACGUUCGCGCGCGCCCUCGAGGCCGCGUGCGUCGAGGCCAUCGACGAGGACAGCAUCAUGACGAAGGACCUUGCCCUUGCCAUCCACGGCAAGAACAUGAAGCGCGAGCACUACGUGACCACGACGGAGUACCUCGACUACGUGCGCGAGAAGAUGGCCAAGAAGCUGCAGAAGCAGGGCAUCGAGGCGGGCAAGCUGUAAGGGCGGAAUGACGAGACAUGGAAACGUAAAACGGGCAGGCCGUGCCCGAUAGAGAGCAG